UAAACCUUUCCCCCUUUAACUUUGGGUGUUGGAGAUUUUGCCUCAGCAAUGAGAAAAGUAACUAAGAUGCUCUAGAAGGGUUAGAACAACUGAGCCAAGCAUUUAGCUCAAGGAGCCAGAAAAAGAACAAAUGCAACAGGAAGACCAAGAAAGAGGGGUGACGAAGAGGAGGAAGAAGUGGUGGCUGAGGAGAAGCCUACCAGAUCCCAGGAUUGCCUCUCCUGGUAGACAGCGCUCUGCAGGGCAUCAGGGACUUGUGGAGAGACGAACGAUGCCAAGACACACAUGGAAUUUAAAAAGAGCAAUAACAGUGGGCACAGCAGCAGUGUACCUUAACAGAAGACCACUCAGCGUAAAGUACCCACUGACAGUUUUGGAACCAGCCAAAGUUAGCACUGACAAAAAUAGAAAACUUGACUGAUAGUUGUCCAGAAAUCUCCAGAUUGGAACCACUCUUUAAGAAAUGUUCUGCUAGCGUGGUGGUAAUGGUCACCUAUAAUCCCAACUACUCAGGAGGCUGAGGCAGGAGGAUCUACACACGGAAGGAAGCUUUGCAGUGGGUGGGCUAGAGGCCUGCAGAGUCAAGAGAGGCCACAGGUGGAUGGAAGAAAGGUGACUCUCACUAUGGGGUGUCAGCCUGGAGGCAGAUUGGAGGAUGCUGGGGCUCAAGCCCCCAGGAAGGAACCUGUCCCUGGAGAGACCCCCACCUGCAGCAAAGGUCUCAGAUGCCUCUCCACUGCCACCUACCUCCUGGUACCGAAGGUGGCCCACGAUGGGCGGCAGGCUAUGGGUACGGGAAGCUGCUGCUUCUGUGGUGUGGCUGGGAGAUCUUCUGGGCCUCAGGCCAGGGUGAACUCUGAGGUCCCAAAGCAGAUUUGCGGAAACCUCUGCCUAUGUCAGAUGCAGUCAAGCCUCAGGACAGUGGCCUUGGCAAUACUUUGGGACCCAGCCCGACUCAGCCCUGUCUGUGACCAUGCUUGGAGAUAUUUGCAUCACCUGGUUGCUGGUGCUUUGGGGCCUGGGCUGCAGUGCGGCUCUGGAUGUCUCCCGUCCACCAACACCUCCUGCACGCUGUCCCCCCUGUGCCCAGCCUCCAGGAGUGGCCUCACACGCCCCUGCUCACCUGCUCCAGGCUCCUCAACACAGGGGCCCGUGCCCAGCCCUAGACCAACACAGGGUCUUGGCCAGGCCAGAGCUCAGCCCCGGAGGCUCAGCAUUUCCUCUCCCUCUGCCCCGAAGGCUCAGCAUUUCCUCUCCCUCUGCCCCGAAGGCUCAGCAUCUCCCCUUCCUUUGGCUGACCUCUUACUCCUCCAUCCCUACACACCCUUCCCAGAUCUAUUUCUGUGAUCGGGCUGGCCCUGUGUUACAGGGCAGGGAAUGAGGAAGGCAGGGAAAUAUGCCUGCGAAGGAAUAGGUGAAUGUGGUGGGCCACCUGUUUCAUUUAUUAAAAUGAUUCAUGCUCUCCCUCA
This is a messenger RNA of Chinchilla lanigera (long-tailed chinchilla), 1469 nucleotides long. RefSeq lists its product as uncharacterized. The record is from RefSeq and is a predicted model, not a curated record. Lineage: Eukaryota; Metazoa; Chordata; Mammalia; Rodentia; Chinchillidae. The coding region runs from base 625 to 1347 and encodes 240 amino acids. The transcript is spliced from 5 exons.